CAAAAAUAGUAGCGGCUUAAUAUGUACAGUUGUAAAAUGAAGGAAUGAUGAUCUGAUCUGUCGCGUCAUAUUUCCUUGCUUUUUCAGGAGAGUUUGUUUGCUAAACACAUAUUCUUGGUUCAUUCAUUCAUUCUUGAUCAACUUUUGUUUUAUUUUAAUCCCUAAAUCAAUUCAUGUACAAAAAAUUAAAAGAAGGAUCUUAUCUGAUUCUUGUUUAAUUCAAUUAUUUCCAAAAUUAGGGUUUGAUGAUGGAACAUUGAUUGGUCCUGCAAAUCCUAAGAAGAAGAAGAAGAAGAAGAAGAAGAAGAAGAAGAGAGAGAGAGAGAGAGAGAGAGGGAGAGAGAGAGAGAGAAAGAGAGAGAGAGAGAGAGAGAGAGAGAGAGAGGUAAUAUGGCGUAUAGGAGAAGAGUAGGGAUGACGAGAUCAUCCUUUAAAGAGGAACACACCAAUUCUCCUUUUGAAGAAGAUGUAGAAGAGGAAGAUGAUCAAACUUCAAAUCGUAAUAUUAAUCCGAAAAAGAAAGAUGAUGAUCAUUCUUAUUCGUUGGGUGCUCGAGCAACCAGAGCAUCGGCUGCUCAUCGAGAUUCUUCUGGAUACGCAAACGCUUAUGCUGCUGAUCCUUCUUUUCUAUCUCAUCCUCACCAUCGUGACUUGCAAUCAUCCCAUUCCUUUUCCAAGGGAUCAAUUCUUUCUGAGGUCUCUCCAUUGAAGAACUCCAAUGACACAAAAUACGGCUUUUGGGGUAUUCUUGCCACCAAAGCCAAAUCAAUCCUUGAAGAGGAAAAUCAGAUUGAGUCUUCUCCUACAAAGAUCAAGUUUCAACUCAAUAACUAUGAAUCUACCUCGACUCAUCAGGUGUACCAAUCCCGCCAAUCUUCAGAAACUGGUGCUAAGCCGAUUGAUAAUGCUAGACUCCGAAAGCGCCUUGAUGCCAUCACUUCUUCUCUUAAUCACCUUGGCGAUACACUUGGAACUGCUUUUGAGGAAGGUCGUACAAUCAUGGAGCACAAAACUGCUGAUAUCAUCCAAGAAACUCGCAAUAGGACAGCAGAUUUCAUCCAAGAGACACGCAAACUCCAACUUCGGAGAAGAGGAGGCACUUCAAAUUCUUCUGAUCAGGCAACUGUUGUGCACAACACUUCGUGGCAGCGUCCUGUGGUUCAACCUGUGCAGUCAAAUUCACUCACCAAUCAAGAAACUCAACUCAAGGCAUCUCGCGACGUUGCAACGGCAACUGCUGCCAAAGCGAAAGUUCUUCUACGAGAGCUCAAAACUGUGAAAGCUGAUCUAGCAUUUGCAAAGGAACGUUGUGCACAAUUGGAAGAAGAAAAUAAGCGACUUCGAGAGAGUCGGGAUAAAGGAGACAGCCCUGCUGAUGAUCUGAUACGACUGCAGCUGGAAACUCUUUUGGCUGAGAAGGGCCGUUUGGCUCACGAAAACUCCAUAUAUGCACGUGAAAAUCGGUUUCUCCGAGAAAUUGUUGAAUAUCACCAACUAACUAUGCAGGACGUUGUCUAUUUGGAUGAGGGGACUGAAGAAGUCACUCAAGUCUACCCCUUCUCUGUUGAUGAUGCUAAGUUGAUUCCUAGUACCCCAACAUCACCAAUAUUUCUUGAUUUUUUUCCAGAAGUUUCAACCCUUAGCUUGCCUCCUAACAUGAAGGAGCAUUCAGCGGAAACUCCAAAAGAAGUGUUGACAAGAACAUCAUCGUUAUUGUCUGCAUCCUCACCUUCUAUAAAAAAAUCUAACAAGGCAGAGUCCUCUGAAAUUUCAAGCUCUACACUGUUAGUGGAUGGUGAAGAGACAAAUGCUUUGUGCCAUAGAGAAGCACCAACUUGUACAAAUGAACCUUAAAAAAGCCUCUCGGUUUCAUAUGUUUAGCGUAAACCACCUUCUUGUGAAUGGUUUCAAGUUGCCAAAGCUACUACACUUGUUUUCCUUUCCUCUGAUUUUUUCCUUAUCAUUCUUUUUUGAUCAAUUCUUUUGGGAGGGAUAGCUCAACAAAAUCCCACCUAAGUUUAAUAAUGUAUCCAAUGUUGUCUUGUAGCUUUAUAGUACAAUGUUUCUGAUAUGGUAGAAACUUGUUUAUUUUUUGUAAGAGAGCUUAUUAGUUAUUAGCAGCUUGAUCAUGUUAUCUUCCACUGAGCAGUUGUCUUCAAGGUGAUUUUACUGUCUUUUUACUGUGUUCAUUGCUUGAUUAUUCUGUUGCGACUAAAAAAGCUACUACUAAUCAAAGAUCAAUUGGUGCAAAUUAUUGUAAUUUUCUUUUGAAGGAAAAAUGAAGAUUUAGUUUGUGCAAUCUCAUAAUAAUUUGAUCAUUUGUGAUUUGAUGUCACACACCUUUUAAUACACAUUCCUCAGGCUCCUUUGAAGGAGUACAGGUAUGGAUUGUUCGUUACCUUACUUCACCCGUGGUUCCGGACUACAUGGUUCCGGACUAUGUUUUCAAAAGGGAUAUUGGAUUGAUAAUGAUAUGACACCUUUAAAUAUACAUUCUAGCUCAAUUGUAAUUUAAUUUGGACCAUCAUUAUUUGAAACUUGUUUAAAAAUUUUGGAUCAUCCAAAUAUUAAAAUUAUAGUAGUAGUUCU
Amaranthus tricolor (Joseph's coat) is the source of this 2589-nucleotide messenger RNA. RefSeq lists its product as uncharacterized. The transcript has 6 exons. The coding region runs from base 391 to 1854 and encodes 487 amino acids. Lineage: Eukaryota; Viridiplantae; Streptophyta; Magnoliopsida; Caryophyllales; Amaranthaceae. The record is from RefSeq and is a predicted model, not a curated record.